Molecule: messenger RNA, 492 nt
Organism: Leptopilina boulardi
Lineage: Eukaryota; Metazoa; Arthropoda; Insecta; Hymenoptera; Figitidae
Exons: 2
Coding region: 33-413 (126 amino acids)
Source: RefSeq, a predicted model, not a curated record
AAGAAUUUUUAAGUUGCGGAUUAAAGCAAAUAAUGACUGAUGAACUUGUUUCGAAGUUUACGUGGAACCAAACGCAAGACACAUAUGGAAUUGGAAAUACCAAACUAUUUAAUGCUUUUUAUAACGCUGCCCGUAGUUGCCAUUUGUUUGCUGGUCCAGAAAAUAAGGAAACUUUUAAAAUGAAUAUGCAGGAUGUAUUAAAAAGCACAAAACAGAGGUUUAGGAAUAAAUUUAAGAAAGGAAAAAAAUCAAAUUCAACGGGUACCUUGCAAGAAAAAAUAUCAGAAAUUGAAAGUUUACUACACGAUUACCAAAAUGAUGGUGAUAAUGGAGAAGAGAGCGGUGUAGAUGAACGUGAGGUUUUCGAUGACGAAGUUGGUUUAGAUGAAGAUGCCGAUGAUGAGGGAGAUUAAAUGACAAUAUCCUUUUAACCGGGUUUUUAUUACUUGCUUAUAGUAAUUAUUUUUUGUUUCAUUUUUUAUUAUUACCUUC